AUGGACCUCAACACCCUAGACAAUCACCAUCCUGGUACUCUUGAAGUACUCCAGGAGCUCAAUUUGAGCAACAACCCGCUAGCUGGCUAUGCACCCGAGUUCGAAGAGGAAGACGAAGAAAAUGAGAACCAAGUUGUUUAUGAAAGCAAGGUGGACACCAGUCAAAACACCCAAAAUGCAGAGGAUAUGUUCAUGCUCCAGAAAACUGAAGACUCAGAAGGCAAUUCCGCUCCUUCCGCUUCAGAUGAGCUUUCAGUUGAGAAUUCUACCGGAAGCGACUCCCAGAGCAUCCAAUACGACCAGAAACCAAUCCUAUCCCUAGAACCUCAGCAAGCUUCAGUUCCUUCUGUUCCCUCAGUUGCAUCCUCUAUCCCAUCAGCGAACGGGAAUUUCGUCGUUUACGACGAUGAAAACAACGUCUUUGAUGUCAAAACACAUACAGAGCAAAUCGAUGAUGUCCAGAGUUACGAACUUGCUCCAGUUGAUGAUAGACAAGUGAUUUCUAUUCCCGAUAAUAUGGAAAUUCAAAAGACAGCAGAGGAACUCAAUGACAGUAAAUUCCAUGUCUUUCAGCUCCAGGAUGUCAUCGAAAACGUCCACCGCACCGAAAACUUCAGAGAACAAAUGAUCGGCUCUCUGAAGCUUAAUAUGGCGAGCCAACAGAGAAUAAAAGAUGUCAUCAAGAGACUUGGCAUUCGACUAUCGGCGGUCAAAGAGCGUCACAUGGUCGUCUUUGGGAUGAUUAACGGUGUUUCGGACAGAAAUCGGGGGAGGAAGAGCAUGAAUUUGCCGAUGUUCAGCAAUGGCUACUUUUGUCAGUCGGAUACCGGUUGGCGCGUCCCACCGGGCGUAAGCGAUAACGACUUGGAGAAACAGAAGAUAUGUGAGCCCUUCGAGUCGGUCAACCAAGAUCCUCCAAGAAAAUGGUCGCCGGAAGAAGACAGAGCCUUGAAGAAGGGUGUUAUCGAGGCAGCUUCAAGACCCGUCCUGAGAACAGUAAGGCAGUCAAUGAAAAAGGCUCAGAAAGAAUCGAUGGACUCGAAGCUCAAAAAACUCAACACAGAUCUCCACAAGCUCAGCAAACAAUCCGAAAGAGAUCUGAUCGGUGGAAGACAUCAGGAAUACGAUUGGGAAGUCACUUCGAUUACCCAUCUAAAGAGUCUGAGAACUCCUGACGAGUGUCGAUUAAGAUGGUCAAACGCGGCACAUUUAGAUAUCAAGCGAUCGCACUGGUCAAGCGAUGAGAAAAAGAACCUGCGAAAGUGGGUUAAGAAAUUCGGCGAAACUGGAUGUUGGAGGAAAAUCUCCGAAAAGAUGGUCAGCAGAACUGCCAUUCAGUGUUGCGUCCAGUGGACUAAAAUGCAGCAGGACGAAGAAAAGGGAAGACCGUGGACGAAAGAAGAAGAUAGAAUUCUGCUCAAAGCAGUUGAAGAAAGUCAACUUCAUGAAGACGGUCAUUUGGGAGUUAGCUGGAACACGGUAGCUGCUCAAAUCAACGGAAGAACACCGCAGCAAUGUACACACCGCUGGAAGAAGUCUGUCGAUCCAAAGAUCAAGCGAGGCGGCUGGGACAUUAGGGAGGACGUGAAACUCCUCCGCGCUGUUCAAGAAAUGGGAGAAGAGUGGGCGCGGAUCCGAGACUCAAAAGUGCUCGAAGAUGCGGAUGGGAGCUUCAGAACUGACAUGCAGAUGCGUGAUCGUUAUCACAACGCUCUGAGCCAUGGGCAUAUUCGAGGACCUUGGACGCAAGAGGAAGAUAAACUUCUUGAAGAAGGCCAUAAAAUUUAUGGAAAUCAGUGGACGAUGGUUGCUUUGCAUGUACAAACGCGUAACGAUGGUCAGUGCCUGAAACGAUGGCAUCUAAGAGAAGAUCAUAUUGCGAGGAAAAAGCCCAUCCCGUACAUAAAAUCGACAAAAGCAUGUAAAGUUGAGAAGAUUCGCACGCUCAAGAAAGCGAUCGCACUGGAAGCUCACGAAAAAGCCUGCCACAAGCAAGUCGCUCGUGAUCCAAAUCUUGUCAUCUUGAACAGGGACAUUUAUCAUAAAGAUCCUGCUACACUUGUGGAGCAGAACAAAGAUGCGAUGUUCAACAUGUAUCCAGACCUUUAUGGAAGAGAAAAGAACCCUCUACCUGCGCUUCUGGCACCUGAGAAUACUGACAAUUCGUGCACAGCGCUGGUACCCAAGAAGCUGGAUGACAAGGGCUACCAGCCAGAUACAUUCAAACGCUUCCAGGAUGUCAUCUCUCGAAUGCGUAACAAGGGCAAAGCGGCAGAAAACGGGCUUUUCUUCAAACACAUCAUCGGAAAUCUCAAAUUCAAGAACUGGAAAGGACAGCAUUUUGGGAAACUUUUACGAACUGCUGACAAAUGCAAGGACCCAAACGUCUGGAUUCCCCCCUCUGCUGUACCGAUGAAACUCACUGAGAUGCUCUUUGAUUCGGUGGAGAGAAAGAAGAUUGAAACAAGAGCGCAAUUUUUAAGUAACCGACCUAGUGUCGAGAGAAGACGACGAAAUCAACUAAAGGCAAUUCUAAAAAUGACACUUUCGGCCUCUGUUGCCUUGCGAACAGCGGCUCCAGAAGUAACGAUGAUGGAAGGUGAUCCUGAAACACUAGAGGCCGAGCUAAACUCAGCCAUGCAGAGCGGUGGCAACGAAUAUGCUGAGCCUCGAAUGGCUUCUGAACAACCCGACCCCACAUACGAGAAUUAUUCCAACUUUUCCGGAAACUUACCCAUUCCAAUGAAUCACUAUACACCGCUUGCUUGUUUGCCAGGGCCGAGUUCCAGACCUGAUUUCGAGGCUGAACCUCUCUCGAAUGAAACUCUCCGCGUUGGAGGUCGAUAUGUACUCCUCGAUGAAAGAGAUCAAGAACGCACUGCUGUUGAGCUGGAUCAAAUGUUCGACGCCGUGAUGAGAGCCAUGUUGGCGAAGGCAGGAACUUUAUCCUUUUUGGCCUCGGUCAGCGCAGUAAACGUCGAUGUAUCUUCUUGCGUUGGAUAUACUGUCGAAGUAGAUAAUAACUACCGUUUCAUUCAUGAAGACGACUCAUCAGUCACUAUCCAGAUUUUGAAUGUGUUCAGCACUGAUCCUCAGGACCCAUCUUAUCUCGGAGCAGAUGGUGUUCUUCGCCUCACAUUUCCAUCCCUUCCAGCUAUCGAUUCUUAUUCCUUUGGAUACCCUAUUGAUAGCGUCACAGAGGACGGAAACUCUCUCAAUUUCGAGCUAGCGGAUGCUGCCGUAGGAAGCUUCAUCCUCGCGUCUAGCUUUACUGCAAACUACGUUCUUCCUCGACCCCAGGAGCAACUAGUUCCAUCAACAAUGGAAUACUGCCAGAGUACCGUGGAACCAACAGAUCCACCACUGACCAUCGAUUCUUGUAUUCAGGAGAAAAUGGACGCAAAAUGUGCCCAAACAAAUAAAGCUGCUUGUCCCAACUUUGAAUACGCUAGGUUUAAUAUCGAGACCGGAAAAUAUCGAUGCUAUGAAAGUGUUUCGAACGAUUUCAUCGUCAGCUCUUGCUUCGACUCUGAGAAUAACCGAGUUGAUUGCGCUUCUUAUGGACCGGACACUCCAUUUUGCAACCUUCCUAAUCUCGCUGAUAUUCGAACAGAGGGUUGUGAUGCUCCCCCAGAAGAGUGCUGUGUUGACCACACCGAUGAUAUCACCAUCUCCAACACUUGGGCAUCCCAGUCUUGCAAUAAUCAGUGUAUGACUUUGACCAGUACAAACACAGAUUCAUCUGCUGGAAAGAAAAUCACUGUUCAGUUUGAUGAUCUGGUCGAAUUUCCAUCCGUUCUUCCUUAUCCAAUCGACUUCGUUUCAAAUCUAGGUGGUAACAAGUUUGAGAUCAACUUCCUCGCCGACCAAGACAAUCCGAUGUCAUUCAACAUCAAUUUGGAUGGACUUGCUUCUCAAGUAAUUGAAGUCUUCGUUUGCGGUGAAUGCGUUGAGACAACAACAUCAACAACUGUUGCGUCGACAACAACGACUACUGAAGCUGGUCAGACAACUACUACAGGUGCGCCAAGUCCAGUUGGAUGCUUCCCAGUUCCUGGGUUCAGUUACACGCAGGUCGAAAAGUGGCUCGAGGGAGAACAGUUCAAAAUCUCAGCUGAGUUUGAUGAUGAUGUUCAUGCCAACUCUGGAAUUCGAGAUGAGAGCUACUUGAAAGUGACUUUUGACAAUAUUCCCGACGGAACAGAUCUUCAAGCAUACUGGCCAUUCGAAACUGGUACCAUCAGUGGAAAUUCCAUCGACUUUUCUGUGGUCGAUUAUGUUUCAGGAACAAAUGUCGCCAACCUUGAGUUUCAGCUUCGAUUUUCCAGCCAAAUUUCUGAAUCUUUGACUCUGAACUCAUUGGAAAUUUGCCACGAGAGCAGUCCAACUGAAGGGCCACCGAUUACAUCUCCCCUUACUGAUAGUUCUUUCUGUGAGGAUGCAACGCUUUCUAUGAAACAAGCGUGGACUGCUCGCGGUUUCAUGGAUCUCUAUCUUAAUCACAAUGUCCAAGAGACCUAUGUCACUGGUGAUUACAUUGAAGUUGGUUUUGAUGGACCUAUUGGAGUCCAACAGGUCUACUAUCCAUGGUCUCAAGACCAGUUUGAGGAUAUGGGAAACAAUAUCUAUCGAUUUUUCAUUGUUAACGGAGUAACCAACUGGACGGGAUCAAAAGUCGAUCAUGUUUUCGGACAAUUUAGUUUUGUUGGAUCGGCAGAGCAUUACCCUGACGUUCUCUGGACGCAGAUCUGCGACAAAAAUGGAGUUGAUGGUAGCACAACGACAACUGUUGAACCCACGGGCCCACCCACUGGAUGCCAAGAAGUAACAGUUACGCUCGAAUCAUCCUGGAGAUCUUCUACUGGCGAAUUCAAUAUCGAGCCUUUUGUCGCUGAUCCACCUAUCACAAAAGAUGGCUAUCUUGAUAUUCAGUUCUCUGGCCCACUAACAUUCACUUCGGUUUAUGAUCCCUUCAAUGCAAAUAAUAUGGAGGAUCUCGGAAACAACAAAUAUCGCUUCUUCAUGGAUAGUAACGAAUGGUUCCAAGGAUGGUCAGGCGCCUUUGCAGGCAUGGAUCCCAUGGGCCAAGCGACUUUCUCAGGCGCGGCUGGUAAUUUCCCUACUGCUGUCAGCGCUUCUAUCUGUACUGGUACUGAUCCAACAACUACUACACCUACUACAACAACCACAACUCCGACGACAACAACUACUACCACUACUACCACAACCACCUCAACUACUACUAAAACAACAACUACGACUCCAACAACCACGACAACGACUCCAACAACCACGACAACCACGCCAACAACUACGACGACCACACCAACAACGACUUCAACGACAGAUGAAUCAACAACGCCAUCUCCAGAUCUUGUCUGCCAAGACGUUCUUGUUGCCGCCCAAAACUUCUGGACAGAUGCAGGCAUCGGCCAGGCGCAGUUUUACAUCCAGUCUCGGGUUUUGGAACAUGCUAUUCCUAGUGAUGGCUAUCUUGAAAUUGAGUUCAGCAAGGCAGUAACCGUUGAGGAUUUGUCUCAUCCUUUCGAAGAAUCCGAUCCAGCUGGACUUUACAGCUACCUAUCCGACUCCAAAAUCAGAGCUCACUUCGACUCUACUGAUUUCCCCGGCUGGACUGGUGAAGUUCCAGAUACUUACUUUGGACUGAUGAGCUUCGCUGGUGAAGCAACCCCAGAAAAUCUUCCCUCCGUUCUUUCCGCAAAACUUUGUUUUGGUGAUGAUUCUUCUACUUCAACAACUGUUGGCUCAACGACUACGAAUGAACCACCAACGAAUCCCCCAGGAAUGACAGAUGCUUCUCUCUGCGAUUCCCUCGAGGUCUGGGUAGAUUCAUCUUGGGUCCAACGUGGAUGGAUGAACAUUCGCAUGUCUAGCGAUGCUCUCACAAGAAACUACGAACCGAACGACUAUAUCGAGAUCCUUUUCUCUAAAGGCGUAACAUUUGAGAGGGUAUGGAAUCCACUGAAGGAAAGCCUCAAUAAAGUUGAAGAUCUUGGGGACUUCGCUCAUCGAUUGUUUUUCUGGUGGCAAUUUCAUGGAUACACUGCACCUUCCUUUGAACCGGUAUCUAUUGCUCAACUGAGCUACACAGGUAACGCAGCGAAUUACCCGGAAAUUAUUGCUGCUCAAAUCUGCCCUAAAUCCGCACUCCCUCCAGCUCAGUACUACCCAACUAAUCAGUGGGGAAACCAAUACCAAGGUACGAAUACAGGAUCAAUAGGAGUAGUUCAACAACAACAGCAAGGUUCUCAAAACAGAUGGGGUCAAGGUAUGGGUAGCCAUCUUCAGGAAGUCGUCGGUCCACAUAUCCCCGAAAAAUGCUUCAUGCGAGAUGUUGACAUUGACGGAAACAUCUGGAGAAGCAACGUUGUUGCCGAUGCUACUCGAGUUUAUUCCGCUGCUGCUUGCCAGCAAUCCUGCAAAGAAUUCGUCAACGCCGGCUGCGAGUGGUUCGUCUGGGAGCGCGACUCAAACGAAUGCACUUUGUACAAGGAUAUCGAGGAGAUUGAACAUGAUGUCGACAGCGACGUUAAGUUCACUGGCCCACGAGAUGGUUGCCUUGGUUGCCACUUGGAAGGUUUCGAUUUUUACCAACGACAUGGACGUAACAGCCUCGUUGGCUAUCAAAGAAUCGAGACUGUCCAGAGCGUUUUUGAAUGCGCGGAAAUUUGUGAAUACGCUGAUGAGUGCGAAUAUGUGACCUUUGACAAGUCGCGCAAGUUUUGCUACCUUAAAUCACCCGAAGCCCGCCGCUACCAAGAAUCCAAUCCCGAUUUUGAUAGCGCCGAAAGUGGAUGCAGCAAUUCUUACUGCGUCAUGAUGAAUUCUGAGCUCACCGAUAGCAUGUGGUCUAACUUUGACGUUGUAACUCGAGCACCAAAUGGUGGUGUUGAAGGUGUCCGAAGCGACGAUGAUUGCCACCGAAUCUGCAGAAAUGUGAUGGACUGUGAAUUCUGGACCUACGACACUGAUGAUCGUAUUUGCUACCUUCUCAAAAAUGCGGACAUGCUCGAAUAUUCCUCGGACAAGAUUUCUGGCAAGAAAGACUGCAUCGUUCGACAUGGACAUUGA
This is a messenger RNA of Oikopleura dioica, 7092 nucleotides long. The record is from the annotation of a GenBank genome assembly. Lineage: Eukaryota; Metazoa; Chordata; Appendicularia; Copelata; Oikopleuridae.